Messenger RNA from Cylicocyclus nassatus, 1065 nucleotides. The record is from the annotation of a GenBank genome assembly. NCBI's taxonomy places the organism in Eukaryota, Metazoa, Nematoda, Chromadorea, Rhabditida, Strongylidae.
UCAGAAUGUCGCUGAAGCGACUCGUCGACGUUGGAACUGUGGCCCAGUUGCUCAAAAAGAAUAUCAUCAAUAAGGAAGGCGUCCGUAUCCUAGACUGCGCUUACGAUUCAGCGCAAAUCAAAAAGAAACCUGAUUGGAAACACUACAAAAAGGAGCUGUAUGGAGAUUUCGAGAGGAUUCUUGCAAGGCCAUGCCCUUCGAAGGAAAUGUACCUUUCCGGCCAUAUCCCAUUAGCACCACAUUUUUGUAUAGAUGCAGCAUUCUAUCCGUCCGAGCAUGUGCGAUAUGAUAUUUAUCCUCCUGAAAUAUUCCAGAAGUAUAUGCAGUUAAUAGGCAUCAACUCCGAUGAACACUUGAUCUUAUACUCCCACUCAAGGUUUGGAGGAAUGAUUUAUGCGAUGAAAGUCGCUUGGCUCCUUAAGAGUUAUGGACACGAUAAAGUGUCAGUAAUCGAUGGCGGAUUGCCAGAGUGGAAAAAGAAAGGAUAUGAGAUCAGCAAGGAGGACGUAAAGUUGGAGCCUGGAACAUGGACCGCAAGUGACUGCAUCUCCACAUACAAUAUCAACUACGACGAACUCGAAGGAGCUCAUGGCGAUAAGCCGUACAUCGAGUACAUCGACGAUCUCAAUCUUUUGGAUUCGCGAGUGCGCGGUCAAUACGAAGGGACAGCUUCGGGGGACUUCCCACCAAGUGUGAUUGGAACUUUCAUUCCUGGGUUCAAAAACUUGCCUGCUGCUGAGUUGGUGGAUGGUGAUCACUUAAGGAACCCUGAUAAUCUCAGAGAUUGGUUAGUCCAACAUGGCUUCAAACCUGAGAAGCCGAGUGUGGUAAUGUGCAAUGCUGGAGUCCAGGCUUGCAUGCUCGCGUACGCAAUUCAUAGCGUGUUCCCAAAUAGUCCAAUCCAAGUGUACAAUGGCUCGAUGGGAGAAAUGAAAGUCCGUAAUCCGAAGAGAAUUUCGGCUCUCAUGGAGAACGUUUGAUUGUGACUGUUCGUAUUGAAAGUGCACUUUAUAAGUUCUGUUUCUUAUGCUCUAUUUAUUACUGAAAUAAAGCUUUGCUUUCAAA